This is a messenger RNA of Hyalella azteca, 627 nucleotides long. RefSeq names its product NADH dehydrogenase [ubiquinone] flavoprotein 2, mitochondrial-like. Gene Ontology annotation, molecular function: NADH dehydrogenase activity. The record is from RefSeq and is a predicted model, not a curated record. Gene Ontology annotation, biological process: mitochondrial electron transport, NADH to ubiquinone. The annotation marks the transcript as partial. The transcript has 3 exons. Lineage: Eukaryota; Metazoa; Arthropoda; Malacostraca; Amphipoda; Hyalellidae.
GAACUGCUGUGUCAUCUGCCUGUAUUGUGUGCACCCCUUCUUACCCUGUGUGUGUUGCAGGAACUACUGUGUCGUGUGCACCCCUUCUUACCCUGCGCGUGUUGCAGGAACUACUGUGUUGUGUGCACCCCUUCUUACCCUGUGUGUGUUGCAGGAACCCGGUGGGCAAGUACCACGUGCAGGUGUGCACCACGACGCCGUGCUGGCUGUGUGGGUCAGACGACAUCAUGCGCACCGUCAAGGAGGAGCUCAAGAUCGACGUGGGCCAGACCACCGCCGACGGCGCCUUCACGCUCUCUGAGGUCUGUCUCUUAUACACAUCUAGAUGUGUAUAAGAGACAGNCGAUGAUUAUUAUGAGGAUCUUACGGUCGCCGACACUAAGCAGAUCCUGAGCGCCCUGAAGAGGGGCGAGGCCCCUAAGGCGGGACCCCGCUCGGGACGGUACGCGGCUGAGCCCAGAGGUGGCCUCACGUCCCUUACGACCCCUCCCACGGGCCCCGGUUUCAAGGUGCAGGAAGGCUUGUAGACGCGUCACCGACUGAGGUAUUCAAAUGUACAGAAUAAUUAUAUUCGUCAGCUUGAUUGCAUAGCGCAGCAAUCGAGGUCUGAAUAAAUUAUAUCAUAUU